Messenger RNA from Cladophialophora bantiana CBS 173.52, 981 nucleotides. RefSeq lists its product as uncharacterized. The transcript has a single exon. The record is from RefSeq and is a predicted model, not a curated record. The coding region runs from base 1 to 981 and encodes 326 amino acids. Lineage: Eukaryota; Fungi; Ascomycota; Eurotiomycetes; Chaetothyriales; Herpotrichiellaceae. Gene Ontology annotation, cellular component: membrane.
AUGGCGCUGUCAAAGAACAGUGUCUAUUGUUUACUAGCCUCCACCACCCCUUUGGACAAGAACAACAUCUUUGUCUCCUCCUGGGUUCUUCCCCCCCUCCUCCACGGCUGCCUGCGCGUGCUUCUUGGUCUCUACGUCUUCGCUGCUAUCAUCUACUCCUACACCUGGUUCUCCGGCAACAUCGACAUCUACCACCUGCAUGACGUUGAUGAACCUUCGUAUACAACAGCGAUCGGCUCCUCCGCUAUCGGUCGGUCUUUCUCCUAUUUCACAUACCUCUCAUACUAUGGGCAGGGCUUCUAUUUCUUUGUCACUGCGGUGGAUACUUUCUUCUAUACGAAAACGGGAACGAGCUGGCUGCAUAACCGAUUGCCACCGUCCCUGCAAAUCUUGCAUAGCCUGUACUACAGCAUGGUGACAUGCUUUCUUAUUCUAGUCACACUCACGUUCUGGUGCACCAUGUACUUCGGGCCGUGGUACAAGGUGACGUUUGACGCCUGGGCCAACAUCUCCGUCCACGCAAUGAACACAUUCAUGGCCUUGCUCGAGAUCAUCCUGCCCACGACCGAACCAUUUCCCUGGACGCACUUGCCUUUUCUCAUGACCAUCCAGUCGCUGUACCUUGGACUGGCAUAUCUUACGCGUGCGACAGACGGGUUUUGGGUGCAUGAAUGGCUGGAUCCAGAACUGGGCAAGUGGAAGGUCGCGGUGCACGUCGUAUGCUACUCGGUGGUCACCGUCGUCAUCUUUGUCUUUUUGAGAUACACAAUCUGGGUCAGGAAUUGGCUCCUCAGGCGACACUCAAGGAGACAACUCGGCCGGGACGAAGUUGUGGCAGAGAAGCUUGUGGGCAUGGUAGACUCUUCGCGUUCCAGCCGGACCUUUGUGGCUGAUAUCGCGGCACAGACCCUAUCAGAGGGGCUUUGGGUGUCUCCAAUGGUCUAUACGGCACCUAGGGUAGGUCAUCGUGUAAAUUUCUAG